Messenger RNA from Notodromas monacha, 1021 nucleotides. NCBI's taxonomy places the organism in Eukaryota, Metazoa, Arthropoda, Ostracoda, Podocopida, Cyprididae. The record is from the annotation of a GenBank genome assembly.
UUUUAAAUUUCUAUUGACAGAUCAAUCCGUGCUACCCAACCUCCUUUUUCUGUUGAUCUUAACCAUGACUUCUUCGUCCGAGGAAAAAUUUCGCGAAUGUGUGGGUCACACAGAAAUCAGAAUACCUGUUCCUUACGGUCACAUUGCUGCGAAAGUUUGGGGACCAGAAAAUGGGUAUCCAGUGCUUUGCGUCCAUGGUUGGCAAGAAAAUGCCAAUUCCUUCGACACUCUUGCCCCACUCAUUGAUUCAAAGUUCAGACUCGUUUGUGUUGAUCAAGCCGGCUGUGGAUUGUCUUCGCAUUAUCCAGUGGGGUUUUCCUACACUACCAAUGAUACUUAUCUAUUUCUGCACCGGAUUGUAUCGUUCUUCGGGUGGGAAAAAUUCCAUUACAUCGGUCACAGUUUAGGAGGAGGAAUCGGUCAAAACUUCGCAGCUGUGUUUCCCGAAAAAGUGGACCGACUUGUUGUCUUGGAUCUCGUUAAACUGAUCGCUUAUCCCACGGAAACCCAACCAAAGCGAACUGCGCAGCAUGUUUCUCAAUACUACCGCCACGAGACCGAAAUGGCUACCUCUGAAGCACCUUGCUACACUCGAGGAGAAGCACUCGAUCGCCUUCUAAAGGUAGUCCCAUCACUUACGAAAGACUCGGGAUUGAUCCUGCUCGAACGAGGACUAGAACCGAUGGAAAAGCGGGGAAGUGAUGGCCAGCAGUUGUACCGUUAUCGUCGCGACAUACGGGUUGCGUUCACGUCUGCGAUGCACAUGUGUAUUGAACAACAAAGACCAUUUCUCAAAAGGAUCAAAUGCCCGAUGUUGCUCAUCAAAGCCCUAAGUGCUCCGAAGUAUGAAGGGGACGCUGUUCAUGAAGAAACCUUGCAGUUGUUUAGAGAAAAUAAUCCCAAGUUUCAGUACGUCGAAAUUGAUGGGGAUCAUCAUGUUCAUAUAAAUUCUCCAGAAGUGGUCGCUCCACUCAUAAACGACUUUCUUCUUUCCAUAGAUGAAGGCAAAACUGCUGAGUAA